Ceratina calcarata is the source of this 2084-nucleotide messenger RNA. It is a transcript of the gene AMPKalpha, whose product is annotated as AMP-activated protein kinase alpha subunit. Gene Ontology annotation, molecular function: protein serine/threonine kinase activity; ATP binding. The coding region runs from base 266 to 1813 and encodes 515 amino acids. Gene Ontology annotation, cellular component: cytoplasm. The transcript has 10 exons. NCBI's taxonomy places the organism in Eukaryota, Metazoa, Arthropoda, Insecta, Hymenoptera, Apidae. The record is from RefSeq and is a predicted model, not a curated record. Gene Ontology annotation, biological process: protein phosphorylation; intracellular signal transduction.
CAGCGCAAACUUCUUUGAGAAAUUAUAACGAAAAGUUUAGUAUCUGAUUUCUUGCAGAUGAAUGAUAAAUCGGAGAUAAUCAAACAAUAAAUUCGCUCCCAACGUUUUCUAAUCUUCGAUUUACGUGAUAAAUGAUCUAGCAGAUCACGUUGAAACAUCUGUUAUAGUUACAUCGUUAUAUGUAGAUGCAGAUAGUUGCAAGCAAUUGUGUCGUGUGGUGGUGGCGGCCAAUGUGUCAGAACAUGUAAAUAGUAUCAGAGGAAAAAUGUCUGAGAAAAUUCCUUCCAACCAACCUCAGCCUAUCGUUAAGAUAGGUCAUUACACACUUGGGCAAACCUUGGGUGUUGGGACAUUUGGCAAAGUUAAAAUCGGAGAACAUGUUCUAACAAAACACAAAGUGGCUGUGAAAAUCCUGAAUCGUCAGAAGAUCAAAAGUCUGGAUGUAGUCGGGAAGAUAAGACGAGAAAUUCAAAACCUUAAACUCUUCAGACAUCCUCACAUUAUUAAACUGUAUCAAGUGAUAAGCACUCCUACAGACAUAUUUAUGAUAAUGGAAUAUGUAUCAGGUGGAGAAUUGUUUGACUACAUAGUGAAGCAUGGAAAACUGAAGGAGUAUGAGGCACGGAGAUUCUUUCAACAAAUUAUAUCUGGUGUUGACUAUUGUCACAGGCAUAUGAUAGUCCAUCGUGACUUAAAGCCAGAGAAUCUUCUAUUAGAUCACAAUCUACAUGUAAAAAUAGCAGACUUUGGUUUGUCAAACAUGAUGAUGGACGGAGAAUUCUUACGCACUUCUUGUGGUUCUCCUAAUUAUGCUGCGCCUGAAGUCAUUUCGGGCAAAUUGUACGCCGGUCCAGAGGUGGACAUCUGGUCGUGCGGAAUAAUACUUUACGCUCUGCUUUGCGGUACUCUGCCAUUUGACGAUGAACAUGUACCGACGCUAUUUCGUAAAAUUAAAUCUGGUGUCUUUCCCAUUCCGGAGUACCUGAAUAAAACUGUUGUCAGUCUUCUGUGUCACAUGCUACAGGUGGAUCCGAUGAAAAGGGCGACUAUCGAGGAUAUCAAGAAACACGAGUGGUUCCAAAAGGAUUUACCGUCGUAUUUGUUCCCGUCGCCUGUUGAACAAGACUCGUCCGUUAUCGAUAUAGACGCGGUGAACGAGGUUUGCGAAAAGUUCAACGUAAAAGAAGCCGAGGUUCAUUCCGCGUUACUCGGCGGCGAUCCGCACGAUCAAUUGGCGAUUGCCUAUCAUCUUAUCAUAGACAAUAAGAGGAUCGCGGAUGAGGCAGCUAAAGCGGAGUUGAAAGAUUUCUACGUGGCUUCUAGCCCGCCGCCCGUUGCCUUCAGUCCGAAUGACGCUAGUAGCAGCCCUUUGAGGCCACAUCCAGAGAGAAUAGCGCCAUAUCGAGAGAGGCAAAGUUCUCAAGGAAGCACAUCGUCUUCGAUGCAGGGACCCCGAGGCACGCCCGUGAAACGAGCUAAAUGGCAUUUGGGUAUUCGCUCACAGUCCAAACCAAACGACAUCAUGAACGAAGUUUAUCGAGCGAUGAAAGCUCUUAAUUUUGAAUGGAAAAUUAUGAACGCCUACAGCGUGAGGGUACGCCAGAAGAAUAAAAUUACAGAUAGGUACAGCAAAAUGUCGUUGCAACUGUAUCAAGUCGAUUACAAGAGUUAUUUGCUUGACUUCAAAUCCUUGUCGAAUGAAGAGGAGGAUAUUGGUCGAGAUCCCACGCUCCCACCACCUCAAGCAACUGGCCAUCAUACGAUGGAAUUCUUUGAAAUGUGUGCGGCGUUAAUCACGCAACUGGCUCGAUAAAAUUGCUGCUAUAUAAUGUUAUGAAUCAUCGGUUUCUUUUUUUUAGAAGUAUUGGUCAUUCCAUGUAUAAUGUGAAUAUUUUUACGAGUAACGAUUGCUCGAGACGAAAUAGAGGAUCCAGUUUUUGUUAAUGGAAUACUUGCAUCAUUUAUGGGACGACCUGAUGUUUUAACGUCGUUGUUGUAUACUUUAUACGUAUGCGUGUUAAUCACACGGCUCAUAGGAUAAAGGGGGUCAAUUUAGAAAGAAAAUAAAUACAAAUCUCGCCAAA